Rotaria sp. Silwood2 is the source of this 975-nucleotide messenger RNA. NCBI's taxonomy places the organism in Eukaryota, Metazoa, Rotifera, Eurotatoria, Philodinida, Philodinidae. The record is from the annotation of a GenBank genome assembly.
AUGGCUCAAGCAGCGGCAACGAACUUUCGACGACGUCUUCUUGGUUCAAGACAAGAUUCAUCUAAUGAUAAUCUAUCUAUUGCAAUAAAUUCAAGUAAUUUUUAUCAAAAUCGUACAUUUAUACGUAUAGACCGACGUAUAAUGGAAAAAAUUUGGAAACAAAUGGAUCGUAUUGUUAAAUAUUGUCAAAUGCCAAAAAUGAACUUAAAAAAUUCUCCACCAUAUAUGCUUGAUAUUCUACCUGAUUUUUAUCAAACAUUACGUGAAAUAAUAAAUCAUUAUGAAGAUCGUUUACAUAUAUUAAAUGAUAUAGAAUAUUUUCGUAUAUUUAUUAAUAAUCUUAUUGAAUUAUGUACAAAAACAAUUGAGUGUUUUAAACGUGCUGGUCAUCAUAUGUUUGAUGAACAAUCAAUAUAUAGAAAACAUUUUAUAAAACUUUCAUUAUAUUUUUCACAUAAUUUAGCUGAAUUAAAAUCUUUAUUUAUAAAUGGUAUAUAUGAAGGUGAACGUUUUCGUUUAACAAAACAAGAAGCAACAGAUUUUUGGAAAAAAAAUUUUAAUGAUAGAACUAUUGUACCAUGGGAAGAAUUUAAAGAAAAAUUAAAUAAUAUUCACACAAUACAAUCAAAUAAUGAAUCAACAGCCUUACAAAACACUAUUGAUUUAACUCAUAAUAAUCAUGUAUCAAUAUUUGAAUUCGAUGUUUUUACAAGUUAUUCUUCUAAUCUUAGUAUUAAUAUAAUUGAUCAAUUUCAAACAAUAGAUGAUAUACGAAAUCGUUUAAUAUUUGAAAAUAAUUUUGAUAUAAAACGUAUUGAAGCUGCUAUAACAUUAACCGAAGGUUUAUCAUUAUCUAAACAGUAUAAAAUGGCUAAAUUAUUUCUUAAUCAAGUAAAAUAUGAACAAGAACAAUUAUUAAAUAAUAAUAAUAAUAAUACUUUCAUUAAUGGUUCAUUAGUAAAUGAAAUUAAUUAA